This is a messenger RNA of Mugil cephalus (flathead mullet), 2329 nucleotides long. Its product is annotated as cationic amino acid transporter 2-like. Bases 161 to 1987 code for a protein of 608 amino acids. Lineage: Eukaryota; Metazoa; Chordata; Actinopteri; Mugiliformes; Mugilidae. The record is from RefSeq and is a predicted model, not a curated record. The transcript is spliced from 12 exons. Gene Ontology annotation, biological process: amino acid transport; transmembrane transport. Gene Ontology annotation, molecular function: amino acid transmembrane transporter activity. Gene Ontology annotation, cellular component: plasma membrane.
UUACCUGAAUGAAUUUCAGCUGUGCACCUGCACCAGACUGCAGGGUCAGGGGAGGCUGCUAGCUGGAAGAAGGAGACGUUCUCUUCUCUUUCUGUCUUUCCUUUUCCAGCAGCAGACCCAAAAGUUUUUAGUUUUCUGUACGACAAACAGAGCCUUGGAAAUGACCAUCAGGAUAUCUCGUGCCAAAGUGUUGCGGUUCACCCGCUCCUUGACCCGUAAGAAGCCUUUGGAGCCAGAGGGCGAGGAGUCGAACUUCUGCCGAUGCCUGACCACCUGGGACCUGGUGGGCCUGGGGGUGGGCAGCACGCUCGGCGCCGGGGCGUACGUGCUCUCGGGCGAGGUGGCGCGUGAAGUGGCCGGCCCCAGCAUCAUCAUCUCCUUCCUGAUCGCGGCCUUGGCCUCCGUCUUUGCAGGAUUGUGCUACGCUGAGUUCGGGGCCCGCGUCCCCAAGACGGGCUCGGCUUACCUGUACAGCUACGUGACUGUGGGAGAGGUGUGGGCGUUUGUGACGGGGUGGAAUCUGCUGCUGUCCUACGUCAUCGGAACUUCUAGUGUAGCCAAAGCCUGGACCGGGGCUGUGGAUGAUCUGAUGGACAACGUCAUUGCUGAAACUCUGAGAAUACACACUCCAAUGGACUCACCCGGCUUGGCUCCAUAUCCGGACUUCUUCGCUGCCGGGCUGAUUAUGUUGCUUUCUGGGAUCCUUGCAUUUGGUGCGAAGGAGUCUGCAGUCCUGACUAUGGUUUUUACUGCAGUGAAUGUGACUGUGUUGGUUUUUAUCAUCAUCGCUGGUUUUAUAAAAGGAGACCUCAACAACUGGCGCAUCAGCGAGGAGACGAUUCUCAAUGCAGCUCUGCAAAUGGAAAACUUCACAAUGGCCCAGAAUGAAACUAUUGACUUUGGCGUUGGCGGGUUCUUCCCCUUCGGCUUCGAAGGAACUUUGGCCGGAGCAGCAACUUGUUUCUACGCUUUUGUUGGAUUUGACUGUAUCGCCACAACCGGUGAGGAGGUGCAGAACCCGCAGAAGGCGAUACCUCUGGGGAUCGUGGCGUCUCUGCUCAUCUGCUUCUUGGCCUACUUUGGCGUAUCCGCCUCCCUGACGCUUUUGAUGCCCUACUAUCUGCUCGACGCUCACAGUCCUCUACCUGUUGCCUUUGAGUAUGUCGGCUGGGAUCCAGCUAAAUAUGCUGUGGCUGUGGGAUCCCUGUGUGCACUUUCGACAAGUCUCCUGGGAGUGAUGUUUCCGAUGCCGCGGGUUCUGUUUGCCAUGGCCAGAGAUGGGCUGCUCUUCAAGCCGCUCCGCUACAUGAGCUCCAGGCAAAUACCCGUCCUAGCCACCCUGUCCUCAGGAGCAGUGGCCGCUUUCAUGGUCCUGUUGUUUGACCUAAAGGCGCUGGUAGACAUGAGUUCUAUUGGGACCAUCUUCGCAUACACUCUUGUUGCAGUGUGCAUUCUAAUAUUAAGGUACAAAGAAGACAGUGGUUUUAACCACAGAGCCGAACCGUUCUCUUUUAAGGGGCUGCUGAGGCCCCCGUUCCGACCCACCCACCGCACCUCGAAAAAUGUCGUCAUAGUCACCGUGUUUAUCUUGUUUCUCGUGAUGAUUUUAAGCGUUAUGCUGGCCGAGGCCACGUACUCCCUCCACCGGAGAGACCUGUGGAGCCUGCUGCUCGUUAUCUUCCUCAUAUUGAUACUGGCCCUCGCUGUCUUCAUUAUCUGGAGACAGCCACAGAGCAUGGCCAAAGCUGCUUUCAUGGUUCCCUGGGUGCCCGUACUCCCAGUUUUAAGUAUCUUCAUCAACACCUACCUCAUGGUUCAGCUGGAGGCAGAAACCUGGAUCAGCUACGCUGUUUGGAUGGCGAUCGGCCUGAUCAUAUACUUCAGCUACGGGGUUCGUCACAGCGUUCAAAAGCAACGACUCCGAGAGGCUCGAACCCCGAUAAAUGUUGCCAAUAUAAACUUAAAUGUUGCUGAUUCUGCUGCUUGAUUAAUGACGAGCAUGUGUGAAGAAUAUGUUUAAGAUGAUGAGAUGAUCAAGGAAUCACCUUGAAGUCCUUUUUUUUAAAAAAUAUUUUAGAGUUGGACUGAACUUAUAUUCGUCUGAGGUCUCCUUGAUGCAUGUUUUUAUUACGGUUACCUGUAAAUGUGUAUAACUGCUGUCAUGCUACAUAAGUUAUAAACAUCCUGUGUGUCUAUUUAUUGCCUAUUGUGUCUUGAUCAGUCAUUCAAGCUUCUGUAAUCUCGUAAUAUUGUCGUCUAAUGUCAGUAUCUGACAGUGACAAUGCCUUAAAUGAGAAUAAAUAUUAAUAAAUUUGAAUUAAUAAAUGAA